AUGGAGAAAGUCCUAGGACCGCUUAUGGGAGCAGAAGUUUCCGUAUACAUUGACGAUAUGCUUGUAGCAACAGAGACAAUGGAGCGUCAUGUCGAGGUUUUGAAACAGGUCUUCCAAGCACUACGCAAAGCGCAUUUGAAACUCAAGCCACAAAAAUGCCGUAUCUUGGAAAGCUCCGUAGAGUUCUUAGGACACGUAGUGGAUAAGGUUGGCUUUCGAACCGAUCCCGGCAAGGUAGAGAAAAUUCGAGAUUAUCCGUAG
Molecule: messenger RNA, 261 nt
Organism: Haemonchus placei
Lineage: Eukaryota; Metazoa; Nematoda; Chromadorea; Rhabditida; Trichostrongylidae
Source: the annotation of a GenBank genome assembly